GGGGCUACCAUCGCUACGAUUCAUGUCUCGGGGCAGCAGUCGCCUGGCUUCCAGCUGAGGUAGCGAGCGGGAGGUUGUCACCACCUCGGGUUCUCUCUCCUCUCUCUCUCCUCUCGCCUCCCUCUCUGCCCGCCGUCAUGGCGAGCGCGCUGGUCAGGGUCCCCCACGCCUCGCUGGGCCGGUGGUGCCGUGCGGGAGGCGCGGCACUGCCCGCGCGGAGACGGAGCGGAGCCGCCUCGGAUCCCGGCUACGAGUUCCUGCAUCGCAGCGUAGUGCCCACCCUGCACUUCCAGCCCAGCCUGCCCCGGUUACCCAUCCCAAAGCUGGAGGACACCGUCAGGAGGUACCUGGCUGCACAGCGCCCCCUGCUGAACGAUGAGGAGUACAGUCAGACGGAGCGCAUCGCCCGCAAGUUUGAAGCCGGGGAUGGCCAGGAGCUACACAAGGAGCUGCUGGCGCUGGACAAGCAGAACAAGAAGAGCAGCUACAUCUCGGGCCCUUGGUUUGACAUGUACCUGGCGGCGCGCGAGCCCGUGCUGCUCAACUACAACCCGUUUGUGGGGCUGACGGCCGACAGCCGGCCGGGCUACGGCGGGCAGCUGACGCGCGCCACCAACCUGACCGUGUCGGGGCUGCGCUUCAUGCGCACCCUGCGGGCCGGCGUCCUCGAGCCCGAGGUCUUCCACCUGAACCCGGCGCGCAGCGACACCGACUCCUUCCGCCGCUGGGUGCGCUGGCUGCCUUCCUCCCUGUCCUGGUACGGCGCGUACGCGGUCAACGCCUACCCGCUUGACAUGUCGCAGUACGGCCGCCUCUUCAACUCCACGCGGCUGCCCCGCGCCGACCGGGACGAGCUCUUCACGGAGCCCACCGCACGCCACCUGCUGGUCAUGCGGCGCCAGCAGCUGUUCGCGUGCGACGUCCUGGAUCGCGACGGAUCCAUCCUCCCCGCGGCUCGGAUACAGGAGCGCUUGCGCCGCGUGAUGGCAGAGGCUGACGCGGCGGGAGAGCCGUCGCACCCGCUCGCCUACCUGACCGGAGAGAACCGCGACACCUGGGCCGGCUUGCGCCAGCACCUGCUGGAGCUGGGCAACCAGGAGGCGCUGGCGCUGGUCGACUCGGCCAUCUUCUGCCUGUGCCUGGACGAGGACGGCGCCGAGGGCGCCUCGCAGCAGCAGCAGCAGCAGGGUGAGGAACGAUUGACGGCGCUCGGCGGACGCGACGCGCCGGCUCCCGUGCGUCUGUCGCACCUCAUGCUGCACGGCGUGGGCGGCGACCGCUGGUUCGACAAAUCCCUGAGCCUCAUCGUGGCGGCCGACGGGGAGGCGGCCGUGCACUUCGAGCACUCGUGGGGCGACGGCGUGGCGGUGCUGCGCUUCAUCAACGAGAUUUACAAGGACUCGCUGAAGAGGCCGGCCGUGUCUCCCGAUGACGCGCCGCCCUCCUCCGACGUGGAACAGUCGUCCGUGCGACGUCUCGAUUUCCGUCUGGACGACGCGAUGAAGGCGGCCGUGGACGCCGCUCGCCGGCAGUUCCACCGGACGGUGUCCGGCCUCGUCAUUCACGCCAUGGAGUUCGACAAGUACGGGAAGAACUUCCUCAAGAAGCAGAACGUGUCCCCGGAUGCCGUGAUGCAGCUCGCCUUCCAGAUGGCGUUCUUCCGCGAGCACGGCCACGAGGUGGCCACCUACGAGUCGUGCAGCACCGCCGCUUUCCGCCACGGGCGCACCGAGACCGUGCGGCCGGCGACGAGCGCCACGCGGCGCUGCACGCGCGCCUUCGUCCUGGGCCGCGACGAGGCCGGGGCAGGCGCAUCGCCGCCCGGCGUGGCCGAGCUGCGGGCCAUGUUGGAGGAGUGCUCGCGCUACCACGGGAAGCUCACGCGCGAAGCCGCCAUGGGCCAGGGCUUCGACCGCCACCUGUUUGCGCUGCGCAAGCUGGCGUCGGAGCGCGGCGGCUCGCUGCCGGAGCUGUACCGCGACGAGGCGUACGCCCGCAUCAACCACAACGUGCUGUCCACCAGCACGCUCGCCAGCGACGCCGUGCGGCUCGGGGGCUUCGCGCCCGUGGUGCCCGACGGCUUCGGCCUGGGCUACGGCAUCCACGCGCACGCCAUGGGCUGCAACGCGAGCGGCUACGCGGGGGGCGGCCGCGACGUCGCCCACUUCCUCAAGACCCUGCGCGUGAGCCUGGAGCAGAUCGGCGCCGUGCUGGAGGGCCGGCCGAUCGCGUGAGGGUCGCCACCCCCCCACCCCCCUCCCCCUGUGUGGGCGCGUUUUCUGAAGACGUAGGGCUCGGCAGGGGGGCGGUGGGAAGCUGCCAGGAUGAGUUGUCGGAACUAGACGAGUCGCUACUGCGCAGGUUUUCGCGGUUGUGCUGUAUGUGGCCCCCUUCCGUCCCCCCUCCCCUCCUCCCGCCACCAAUGUGAUUUCGGGUUGUACCACGCGGUCUUCGUUGGGCACAAUGUCCGACGUUUCGCGACACGUGCUGAGAACUUCUUCAGCAACUGAUUUUAGAAGCUUCCUUGCACGUGGAACGGAACAACGGUCAGUGCGCCGAGCAACACGCUGUGACAAUGUGAAAGCGUGUCGUCAAAAUGGCAGGAUACAAAUAUAAAGGAGACGGUAAACACGGGACGAAAACAAAAUGAAUUAUCGAGUCGUGACUGCGAAUCGUGACGGGCAAUUGAACGGCUGAGGUCAGGGGAGGGGAAUGGGGAGUUCACCGUUGCGUGACUGGGGCCUCGGUCAUUCCCUGAGGCACAGCCGUGGGAGAAUAUCUCCCACUCAUCCCACGCACGCCUCCCCACUCACGCUCACUCCCGUCCGUCCCUCGUUUCCCAGCCACGCAAACCUCGUCUCCCGCAAUUUGUCCCACUCCCUGCCAUCCAUCCCUUGCCCUCGCGCUGAAAGAAUACAAUUUUAUUUUUCGAUCAUAUAAAUUCCACCACUUAAUAUUACGGAUGGCUGGAGGAUUGGAGGAUAGAGACUGUGAUUGGGUGAUGGGGGAGCAGAGAGAAUGAACGACCUCUAUCUCUCAUCUCCCACACAUCUCUUUUUCCUUGCACUCCUCACACUGGCCAUCAUCUCCCAUCCAACCCAUUACUACCUCCCCAUUAACUCCGUCCGCACUGGGCCCUAGCUGCCAAUUUCAAUGUCAUUAAUUGUCGAUUUUAUGAAUAGUUUUUUUGACUAAAUUAGUUUUUUUUUUAAUCCGCACAACUAACUAGUGUUGUUAAUUCAGAGUUUACUGUAUUGCAAGUGCAUUAUUUUAGAUGGAAAAUGAAUAGCUUUGUAUGUCCAUAUGACAUCCAACAUCUCGGUAAUCGAAAAUGAGCAAUGGGGGGGGGGGUGUGUAGAGAGUUCUCUAAAGCGGCCGUCAAAAACGGCAAAAUGUGACUUCCGUUUGUUCUUGAAACACGUGGCGCCUCCAAAGAAACGCAAACGUGACGAUGUCGCGGCUGCACUGACCACCGCGCCCACAGAGUUGGCGUAAAGGCGCAGAACUUGGGUCCUGUGUCUGUGUAGGCACGUAAGCUGCACUGCCAAAAUAUAAUUGUGUGUGGCUUUGUAGACAUGCUGUGAAUGUACCUUCAACGCUCGCUCGUUCAAACGCACACUCGUCUCUACGGCAAAGCCCCUCUCCGUAGCGUCAUCACGUACCCCACAAAGGGGGGUACGUGAUGGUCCUCGUGCUGUUGUUCCGUUUAUAAAUUUCCAGUGGUCACGAACUGCGUGACAAGUUUGUGUUGAUGAACAUGUUAUCGCACAGCAUAGAAGUACAAUGCAACUUUGGAUUUUGCUGCAAUGUCCUGUGUUGGCAAAAUGGUCCCGAAACAACCAAAUUGGUUUCGAUUUAAAGCUUUCGUGACUGCAGGGAUUCAUCUUCUUGGUUCUUUCGGUAAAGUCACGUAGAAGGGAAGUAAUAAAAUAAUAAAAAUAAAACAUAAUAAAAUAAUUCUCACGACGUUUCGGCUACAACGCAAGCAGCCGUCUUCAGGUGAAGAAUGAGACACUGCCAAGCUCGUGAGAAUUGUUUUAUUAUGUUUUAUUUUUAUUAUUUUAUUACUUCCCUUCUACGUGACUUUACCGAAAGAACCAAGAAGAUGAACCAAAUUGGUGCUUGACAGUCACCCAUGACCACACUAUCCUGGCUAGGCAAAUGUAUAAGAAACUACAGUAUACUCAACAGACAAGUCAUCCUCUUUGGGUCUUUCGGUAAAGUCACGGAGAUAGAAAAAUUAUGAAAUAAAAAUCAUUGUGAUUUUUAUUUCAUUAUUUUUCUAUCUACGUGACUUUACCGAAAGAACCAAAAGAGUAUGAAUUCCUGCAGUCACGACAGCUUUUACGUUAAGAUUUAGACGAGUCAUCUUUUGGCCAAUUGAUCACAUUAUGCUGUACGUGGUUGUACAUUUCAGUGUGUAAAUAAUCUCAGUUGUCAUUCAUUCAAUGAUCACGGUUAAGUUGGUCUCAAGAUUCAUGCGCAGGUCUUUACGGACCGGAUGCUUCACGGCAGAGGUCCGAUUCUGUGAAUGCAGCUCUUUAUCCACCAGUUUAUUCGUGUUGGGGUAGUUUGUAGGUAUAGUACAACGUCACGUAUCCGACACGCUGGAGGACUAAGGUAUAGUCGCAUGUGUGAAGAGGUCGGAUAACUGAACAGAUCUAAAAAUGACGAUCACAUACACAAAUAGGUCACUGGACAAAGAGCUACAAACUGCAGGGGAAGAAGGGUAAUCAUUGCUGCAAGUGCUGUUCACCAGGAAUUAGGAUGAAGAAGAGGUCCAGGUGUGGGAUGUACUGAUUGGAUUUCUUAGUGCAAAAGAUUAUACUAUUAAUAUUUCUUAGACAGGUACAGCCCCGAAUAUGCUGCUGGAUGAGGGCUGUCCCCCACCCCGCUAGGCUUGGCAUGCCAUGGGGAUUAGUUGACCGUAACGUCACCACUGGUUACUGUGGGUUUGUGAAGGUUGGGGAGCAUAGUCCAGGAAGGCAAUCCACUGCUGGGGCAUCUGGAUUUAAGUGAAUAGGUUUGUGAAGGAAGACGCAGAUGUAGGGAUCUCCGCUAAAGUGAUGGCGAUCCUUUUGGAAAUUAUAAGCUACCCGGAGCCUUUGUUGAUGUUUCUUAGGGGAAGAUUGCGUAAAUAUAAAUGUCAUUAAACCCGUCACCACCCGACACGGCCAAUUAGUAAGGUUUGUCACGUAGAUAAAACAUGCCAAUUUAUUACUAGUUCAGCACACACCAGCGUUACUAGUUUAGCAUAAUUUCGAUUUAAAGCUUUCGUGACUGCAGGGAUUCAUCUUGGUUCUUUCGGUAAAGUCACGUAGAAGGGAAAUUAUAAAAUAAUAAAAAUACAACAAUAAAAUAAAAUUCUCACGACGUUUCGGCCACAACGCUGAGGACGGCUGCUUGCGUUGUAGCCGAAACGUGAGAAUUUUAUUUUAUUAUGUUUUAUUAUUUUAUUAUUUCCCUUCUACGUGACUUUACCGAAAGAACCAAGAAGAUAGUUUAGCAUACGCACCGGUGUGCUGAACUCGAAUUUGCAUGUUUUGUUUCCGUGACAAACCUUACUAAUUGGCUGUUUCGGGUGGUGGCAAAUUUAUCGACACAUUUAUAUAUUUACGCGAUCUAACCCCAAAACACCUAUUAUUAUGGAUGAUAUUGGUCGUGAAAGCCUCCGACUACGCGUUAUGCUCACCUUGAGCCUUUUGUCUGAUGUAUCUAUGCAACCCCCCCUGACCCCCCUACUCCGGACGGCGAAGGGCGCGUUCCUUUUCUCUUCAGCUCGUCAUUGGACACGUGUACGUAAGGCUGUACGUAUUCUGGUGAUGCGUCCAAUAAAGCCAAUCGUGUGCAACA
Messenger RNA from Lethenteron reissneri (Far Eastern brook lamprey), 5853 nucleotides. Its product is annotated as carnitine O-palmitoyltransferase 2, mitochondrial-like. Gene Ontology annotation, biological process: fatty acid beta-oxidation. Gene Ontology annotation, cellular component: mitochondrion. Lineage: Eukaryota; Metazoa; Chordata; Hyperoartia; Petromyzontiformes; Petromyzontidae. The record is from RefSeq and is a predicted model, not a curated record. Gene Ontology annotation, molecular function: carnitine O-palmitoyltransferase activity.